AUGGUGCAGUUUGCAGAACAGAACAGCACAGCUGGCCUGCGGGCGCUGCACCUGAACAUCAGCAGGGCCAUGGCCCAAGGCCUGCUCCUCGCAUUCUCCCCUGCUGAGGGCCCCACAGUGAUCAGCUCAGCAGAGGAGGGGACAGCAGGCACCAUCCAGCUCCCCGGCGGGGCGUUCCCAGCCCCGAGCAGCCAGGCAGUGCGCGUGGUGGUGACUGUGCUCAACAUCCAGCAGCUCGCCAUGUUCCAGGAGGACAACCAGAUGGGAAAGGUCCUGGAUGACACCGUGGUGGGCAUCGUGGUUGGGGAUGGGGACGUCUUGGAGCUGCAGGACCCCGUGCAGCUCACCUUUGCCUACCAGCAGUUGCCACAUAAUGUCACCCCGCUGUGUGUUUUCUGGGAGCCCAGCAAAGGGCAGGCAGGAGGCUGGAGCAGCCACGGAUGUGUCACACAGCCCAAGGACAAGGAGACAGUCUGCACCUGUGACCACCUCUCCUUCUUCACCCUCCUCCUGAACCCAUCCCUGGACGGAUCUACAGCACAGACGUUGGUGACUGUGGCCAAUGCUGGUUGUGGUGUGGCUGUGGCUUUCUCCAUCUUCACUUUUGCCUUCUACAUCUUCUUAAGGUGCAGUUACAAACAGUUCAGGUCUGAGGACACCCUCCGCAUCAACCUGGGGCUGCACAUGAACCUGGUCAGCAGCCUGCUCCUGCUCAACCUGGCUUUCCUGCUCAGCAGUGGGCUCUCCAGCAGAGCACCUCCUGGGCUGUGCAGUGCCCUGGGGGGGCUCACCCACUACUGCCUGCUCUGCUGCUUCACCUGGACGGCGCUGGAGGGCUGUCACCUCUAUCUCCUCUUUGUCAAGGUCCUUGGCACCUACAUACACCACUACCUGCUGAAGCUGUGCAUUGUCGGAUGGGGCUUCCCUGUUCUGGUGGUGGGGGUGGCAGGAGCCAUUGGCAGCUAUGGAAAACACAGCAUUGGGACAGUGGACAACCAGACCAUAAUCGACCUGUGCUGGAUCAAUUCUGAGCACCUCCUCGUCCACUACAUCACAAACUGCGGCUACUUCGGCCUCAUCUUCCUCUUCAACACCAUCAUCUUCGGGGUGGUGGCCUGGAAGAACUGCCACCUGUGGAGGAGCGGGGUGAUGCAGGGGCACUGCAAGGCCUGGAAGGUGGUCCUGGCAGCGAUGGGUCUCUUCUGCCUGCUUGGAGCCACCUGGGCACUGUCCUUCCUCAGCUACGGCAGCUCUUCCACGCCCAUGCUCGUCCUUGCUGCUAUCCUCAACUCCCUCCAAGGUGUUUUCAUCUUCGUCUGGCUGGUUGUCCUCUACUACCCAAGGGCGGAGGAGACCAGCAGCUCCCUCUCCCACAUCGUGAGGAAUGACAAAACCAUGGCUGUGUCACAGGGAUAGCUGCUGGGCCUUCCCUCUCUGCCUGCCAGCUCCCAGCCCAAAGCACAUGGCUUCCUGGGAGAGCAAGGCCUGCAUGGGCAGCUGGGCACCCUGGCUGACCAGCGUGGCCCCUGCUCUCACCCACACCUCAUUUUACUCUUUGGGGGGUGUGAUCUGCCCUAGCUGCCCUUUGGCUCCUGAGGGCCAGCUUGGUCCAAGGAGCUCCAGUCACCUCCCUCCCUUCUGCAUGCCCUCGGAAGUCUCAUUCCCCAGUGCCUCUUCCUGGAGCCUGCAAGCCACCUGCAUUCAGCCUACAGCCUUACCCCAGCACAAGAGAGGGAAUUGGUUGCUUAGAUCAGCCAGGAGAUGCACAGCCAGCUGCACCCUGAGCUACACCAUGCCCUCCACACUGUAUGUGCAUGCACGCACAUCAGCUCAGCCUCUCACAGAGAGCUGUUGUAUU
Centrocercus urophasianus (Greater sage-grouse) is the source of this 1858-nucleotide messenger RNA. RefSeq names its product adhesion G protein-coupled receptor G3-like. Gene Ontology annotation, biological process: cell surface receptor signaling pathway; adenylate cyclase-activating G protein-coupled receptor signaling pathway. The transcript is spliced from 10 exons. Gene Ontology annotation, cellular component: membrane. The record is from RefSeq and is a predicted model, not a curated record. Lineage: Eukaryota; Metazoa; Chordata; Aves; Galliformes; Phasianidae. Gene Ontology annotation, molecular function: G protein-coupled receptor activity. The coding region runs from base 1 to 1416 and encodes 471 amino acids.